Ylistrum balloti is the source of this 1029-nucleotide messenger RNA. RefSeq lists its product as uncharacterized. The coding region runs from base 73 to 996 and encodes 307 amino acids. The transcript has 9 exons. The record is from RefSeq and is a predicted model, not a curated record. Gene Ontology annotation, molecular function: nickel cation binding. NCBI's taxonomy places the organism in Eukaryota, Metazoa, Mollusca, Bivalvia, Pectinida, Pectinidae.
UACCGACUAGAACUCUAUGACAAGUAGCUGCGACAUUGCCCGUCCACUGAUACGGAGUCACAUCCCCGAAGUAUGCUUGUCACAGAUAACAGUAAAAUUGAACAGACAAAAGCCGUGACGAUGUCCAAGCAAUCGCAGGGACCAACAGCGAAGGUGGUCUUAGAAGCACAAGUAGAGAAAAAGGGCGAGCAAUUUAAACUGUCAGAAGCAGUGACUAUCGAAUAUCGUUACCCUAUGAAAAUCCUUGUACCCGAACAUAUUGGUAAUAAGACAUGUCGCUGGAUUUUUCCGAUUACAUUUGGUGGAGGGUUGGUUGGCGGAGACAAGGUUUCCAUGGAGAUUGACAUCCAAGAUGGCUGCUGUGGUCUACUAACCAGUCAAGAGGCUACAAAGGUGUAUCAUUGUGAAGAUGGACGCCAGACAACUCAGUCGUUUGUAUAUUCUGUUGGUAAGGAGGCACUCCUGUGUGUGUUACCUGACUACCUCGUAUGUUACAAGGAUGCCACAUAUACACAAACACAGGAGAUACAGCUUUGUAACACAGCCAAUGUUGUGUAUCUGGACUGGCUCACAGCUGGUAGAGUGGCUAGAAAUGAGGAAUGGGAGUUUAGCAGGUAUCUCAAUAGAACAGAGAUCAAAGUGGAUGGGAAGUUGAUCUUCAAGGACCAAGUUCUGAUGCAAGAUUCACCCUACCUUACCAUCCACCAGUCAAUGAAAAAAUAUAAAGUGACAGGUACCUGUGUGAUACUAGGCAAUAAGCUCCAGGACAUAUGUGCACACCUUCAGAAGACACUCACGCCAAAAAAACAGUUUGGUGAGGAGUACGACACAGACACAAUGUGUAGUGUCAGUCCAAUAACAAACAAAGUGGGAAUCUCAGGACUCUACAUCCGAUUUAUGACCAUCAACACCACGGCUGCGUUUGCUGUGAUCAGCGAUAUUGUCCAACCAUUGUUACCUAUCCUGGGAGCGGACCCCUUUCACAACAAAUACUGACCAACAUGUCCAUUCUGUAUCAGCACCAUGGAA